ACAUACUGUUGGAUAAACCCUACAUACAGUAUAAACACAUCGUGGCGUAAACUGGUGGGCCAGGAGGUGCCAUAUCCGGGGGUAGACAAGAGUACGUCUACUGAUGAGAGGGUUUACCACUCGUACUACCAGUGGGUGUGUUUCAUACUGGCCUUCCAGGCGCUCCUAUUUUAUAUCCCGCGAUACCUAUGGAAAUCAUGGGAAGCCGGGAGGUUCAAGAAAAUGCUCCAGGGUCUCAAUAAUCCCAUACUUAACCAAGGUGUGAAAAAUACUAAGCGUGGUCUUUUGGUGGACUAUCUCUACAAAAAUCUCGGCAAUAAUAACACACUGUUUGCGGUGCACGUCGUGACGGAAGGCCUAAAUUUGCUGAACGUUUGCCUCCAAAUUGUUUUGAUGGACCGCUUCUUAGGCGGACAGUUCACGAGCUAUGGUUGGGAUGUCUUGUGGUUUUCCGAUUGGGACGAGUAUGUCAAAUAUGAUCCUAUGCUCAAAGUCUUCCCACGGCUAACCAAAUGCACGUUUCAUCUGUACGGGCCGUCCGGUGACGUCGAAAAACACAACGCCUAUUGUAUACUUCGGAUCAAUAUUCUCAACGAAAAGAUUUAUCUAUUCCUAUGGUUUUGGUUCUACUUCUUGGCGAUCAUCACAUCCAUGGCUCUCGUCUAUCGGGCGAUGACUAUCUUUGUGCCACGUGUGAGAUCCCUGUCCACUCGCACGAGAUGCCUGUCCACCCGAGAUAUGCUGCGAUCAUUGUGCCAUAAGUGCCAAAUAGGCGACUGGUUUGUGUUGGACAUACUGUCCAAGAACUUGGAUCCACUCAACUUUCGGGAUGUCAUUGUCGACAUCCAUGGCCUACUGGAUGCAAAAGGAGACAAAUUAAUGAACGGGUUUUAA
This is a messenger RNA of Oppiella nova, 894 nucleotides long. The record is from the annotation of a GenBank genome assembly. NCBI's taxonomy places the organism in Eukaryota, Metazoa, Arthropoda, Arachnida, Sarcoptiformes, Oppiidae.